Messenger RNA from Microplitis mediator, 2069 nucleotides. RefSeq lists its product as uncharacterized. The record is from RefSeq and is a predicted model, not a curated record. The transcript is spliced from 6 exons. Lineage: Eukaryota; Metazoa; Arthropoda; Insecta; Hymenoptera; Braconidae. Bases 75 to 2036 code for a protein of 653 amino acids.
ACAUUAACAUGACUUUUAAUCACUAACAAACAUGUAAAGUAUACGUCAUAUGUAGGGAGAAGAUAAUAUAGAAAAUGUCGAAUAUAUUUUGUAUGAUUUUCAUGAUUUUUGUAACAACCGAAUUGAGUGAGUCAUUCAACGUUCACUUAACGUGUGAUAUCGACGAAAUCGUUAAAUUUGUUUCGAAAGUUGGGGUUUCUCAUGAUAACGAUAAAAUAAAAGAGGCCGCGGAGGAAUUGGAUAAAUUAGAAAUUGAUGGGAAUAAAAAUUAUGAGAAGAUUAUCGAUAAAUAUUUUGUGGAAAUGCCGAAGAAAAAUAUCAAAGAUAAGGAUAUCAAUAAAUUGAAGGGUUUGAUAAAGAAAAUCGACGAGGCUUGGUCACAAUAUGGAACCAAGGAGUUGGGUAACGAUGACAAAGUUGAGCUGGCUGAUUUGCCUGGGACCCUAAGCGAACUCUAUAAAUUUUAUAUAGGAAAUUAUGAGAAAGACUUUCCGUCCCGAGUUGCACAGGAUAAACGGCCGAGUGUUUGUGAAGCUGAGGUGAAUAAUCAGAUCCGUCUGGAAAAAUUACAUCAAGCUGUCGUAUUGUCAGAGCUUAGGGCUUUUAUUUUGAAUCUCAAGGGAGCCGAAAAUAGUCUAAGCACAGCUUCCAAUGCUGUCAUACAUUCAGAGCAAUAUAUUUUAGCAACGCGUAAUGGUUUCAAAGCAGUUGAGAAUUUUUAUUAUCGCUGCGAUCCAGAAGAACACAUCCGCGGUGAAACAUUUUCGGAAUUCCUGGGACUUUUUCAAGGAGUUAUUGUAAAUACUGAGGAAACUGAUUAUGGCUGUUCAAGUGAUUGUGAAGAUAUAAUAAAUAAACGGUAUAAAAAUGAUGGGUGUGAUCAGUCAGAGGAUGGCGGAAAAGGAUACGACCAUUGCCCCGCAAAACCGUGUAAAGGUCAACUAGUUAGAUGUUUUUAUGUUGGCGACGCUGAAGCCUGCGAAUUGGACGAAUCGUCAGAUAGACGUUUCCAGUGGGUCAAAAUAGAAAACAAACGCAAUGAUUCUUAUGGAAACUCAACAAACGAAUGCGAUGGAACAAUAGUCAAUUUACGUGACGCAAAAAAAAAGUAUAGUGAUUGUAGCACUUGUGGAUGUGUUUGUGCUGAAGAAGACGGAAAUUCGACUGCAAUAAGAGCAAUAAGUUCGAUACCACAAUUUGCAGACAUUGAAAAAAAUAUGGUAAUUACGGGAGUAAGAUUCGUUGAAAAAGAUGGACUAUUUCAUAUCCAAAUCGAGCAAUCUGAAUUAGGAGCUUACGGUGAAAUUAUAGAGGGAACGGAAGAAUGGAAGGAACUUGAUGACUUUGAAUAUGUCACAGCUCGUUUAGGAGGAUUCAAAAUAAAAACUGAUGAAGGGGAACGUCAGUUAGUUGAAGAAGAUGAUUUCGCAUUUAUUACUGAUAACAACAGAGGUUUUCAUCUCGAUGAAUUAACUGCUCCAGACGGUCAUGUUAUUGUAGGAGCUCGUAUUGGUUUUGAUUGGAUAGAGGAUGCCGUCGAAUUAACUGUUUUGUCGUGGCCUUUUGAUUACCUGACAGGUAAAUUAGAAAACCCAGUAAAAUUGUCUCAGGCAAGCAAUUUAGAAUGGAUUAAUUGGAAAAAUUCACAAAAACGUGUUCCAGUAAAUAUGCAACGGAACGAUUGGCUUUUAAUAUUUUUCGAUGAACCCAUAAAAAGUCCUAAAGAAAAUAGCCACUUCCCACCACCUCACACCAUGAUAGAUGUACAAGCUACAGGUUUUCGAGAAGAUAUGGCUCAACAUACAAUCCCUUACAUAGACCUUCAACCAGUAACUUAUCCAUCAGUAAAAAUACCUCUACGUGGACUAGAAAUAAUUCACCGUAGUUAUGGAAACUAUGGAGGGUUUCUGUCACUGAAAUUACACACUUAUAAUUUCACGAGCCACUUUGGAUAUGAAAUGACAGCAGAUGAUUUAAAAAAAUAUAAGCGUUAUUUUAAUGAUGAUCUUAAGUAUGAAAUACCACGAAAAAUAUAAUAUUAAUUCAAUAAAUAUAAACCUAUCAACCUA